AAAUAAAAUCUGGUGGGGAGAGUGGGGCGCCGUAUAAAAAUCCUAAGGACCGUCUGUGCAGGACAAUUCGUGGAAAAACCUCGUGCGCUCUACUAUACCAUCGCAGCCGUGUAGUCUUUGCGAUCGUCGUCGUCGCCAUAGUUUUCGUCCGUCGUGCCAUAUCCGAUACUCGUCACCGUCGUCGUAAAUUCGAUCGAUCAAACAUAAAGUUAUAUUACUCUCAGCAAUGUCGAGAUUAGUUACAGUCUUAUUCGCGGUGGCGAUUGCAUCCUCGUUGGUAGCAGCUGAACGACCCGAAGCCCGUAAGAUCGAUACUGGACUCGGAGACUUUAAGGUGGUGUUCAAGGUGUUUCAAGAUUGUUCAAAGGCGCAGUUUGGACCAUGUCUCAAACACAAACUAUUGACAGCCCUUGAUCGGAUCAGUGAACAACCGGAAAUGGAAUUAUUCGAUGGUGUCCGAUUGGUUAAAGACCCGGCCGUUGCUCUAAAUGACGUCGCCAAUGACAUGUCUUCGGCCAGGUCUGCUAGCGAUGACGAGACGACCAGUUUGGAUACGUUGGUCAUUGACAGAGUGAUGAAAUUUUUCAAAAGCCGCAGUCUUCAGUUCAAACUUCUCGACAACGAAUCGAGAGAAAUGGGCGAUGGUCGUAAAAAGAGCAACAAGUACAACUCGCUGCUCAUGUAUCCGUUCAUGAUGGGUGGCAUGACCAUACCAUUGGCUUUCGGUGUGCUCGCUCUGUUGGCCGGCAAGGCACUGAUCAUCGCCAAGCUGGCGCUGGCCCUGUCCGCCAUCGUGGGUUUGAAAAAGCUGUUCAGUGACCAAGGAGGCAGCAGCCACGAGUACAUCACUCACGGAGGCAGCGGUGGACAUUACCGCCGGAGCCUGCCUGGCGAACCGAUUUCCGCAUCUAACAUGGCGUACAGCUCAUACAUGCCAGUCUACGAGGAACCCAUCCGGAGCACCACGUCCAACGCGAUCCCUCUGCGAUGAUCGACAGUAUAACAUUAUUCGUGGCCGACUACAUAAUACAACGUCUUCCUCAUAUUAUAUACGGAAGACAAAGAUUAUUAUUUAUUGAAAAAUGGUAUAACAUUUAUAUUAUUAACUAGAAUUAUUAUUAUUAUUAUUAUUAUUAUUAUUGUAUUAUUUAUUUCGAAUCGAAUAAAUUCGAUUAGCCUUUAUAACUUAA
Rhopalosiphum padi (bird cherry-oat aphid) is the source of this 1190-nucleotide messenger RNA. RefSeq lists its product as uncharacterized. The record is from RefSeq and is a predicted model, not a curated record. The transcript is spliced from 3 exons. Lineage: Eukaryota; Metazoa; Arthropoda; Insecta; Hemiptera; Aphididae. Bases 227 to 991 code for a protein of 254 amino acids.